Magallana angulata is the source of this 2531-nucleotide messenger RNA. Its product is annotated as sex peptide receptor-like. The coding region runs from base 614 to 1747 and encodes 377 amino acids. The record is from RefSeq and is a predicted model, not a curated record. Gene Ontology annotation, biological process: G protein-coupled receptor signaling pathway. Gene Ontology annotation, molecular function: G protein-coupled peptide receptor activity. The transcript has 2 exons. Gene Ontology annotation, cellular component: membrane. NCBI's taxonomy places the organism in Eukaryota, Metazoa, Mollusca, Bivalvia, Ostreida, Ostreidae.
CUGACGACUGUGUUUUAAAUCCGCAGUUCUUCAUGGGUACACCGUUUAGCUUUCACUAAGCUGUCGAUACAGUGACUAACAAGAUAAAAACAGAUAUCAAAAGUCGCCCGUGGAUAUAAAGUACGAAAUCUUUUCCUCGCCAUUACGUGUAGUUGGCUUUAAUAGAGAGUGUAACAUAAACCAAGCUGACAGAAGAAAGAGACCGUAUAGUUUUGGACUCCAUUGCACUACGUUGUCACCGCCUCGACAGGGAUGUUUACACCGUUUCAUAAAUAUGAUGAUCUUGGUUGCGUAAAGCUGCUGCCAUUCACCAAAGAGUAUUUGGUAUGAUGUUGGAUGAUCUUACGGAGUAAGCGGGGAGUCCUGUGUUUUAUAGAUGAAAGCUUUUUGAUGUUCACCAAAAAGCAGCCCGCGUGAGCUCCUCUCUGAUUGAUUGCAUUCCGCAAUAUUCUACUAUAGUAUCAGUCUUGUUCACGCCGUUUCGAAGGUCGCGCGGGACUUACAUGCACUAUAGAUAAAAAAAAUCAGCCGGAUAUAACAGAAUGACAGCGUUGAAUUAGCUAGUGUUCGAAAAACCUUUACAACGGUAUUAAAGCGUAGGACUUCAUAAACGAUGGAAGGGGAAGAGGAUUUCUUUUCCCCAAAUAUGACAAUGCCUUUUCAUAUUGCUUUUGUGUAUCCAAUCCCUCAAGCGUACUUUAUAAACGGAUUCGUUUCUCCCUUCCUGAUAUUUUUUACUUUGGUAACGAAUAUCUUCGUAGUUCUCAUUCUUUUACGUAGACACAUGCGUUCCCCGACCAACGCCAUCUUAGCUGCCAUGGCAAUAUCAGACACAUUUACUGGAGUGACGCCACUUCCGGUAUUUGUUCAUUUCUUCUCUCUGGAGAACUACCACGACUUCGUUGAGUUCCACUGGUGUUACAUCUACAGAUACUUGGGCGAGCUCAUCCCAACCGUUUUCCACACCGCCUCUAUCUGGCUGACAGUGACGUUGGCCCUUCAGCGUUAUGUCUACAUCUGUCAUACAGCCGCCGCUCGGAGAUUCUGCACCAUCCAAAACGUCAUCUUUGCAACUUUCAUCAUAUACAUGCUUGCCAUAUUGUCACAGAUUACGCGUUUCUUUGAUUUCGAAUUUACCCCAUUUCCCUUCCUUUCGUUUGACUCGCCAAACAGUACCCUCGUUACGUGUAUCGAGCGAACCAGUCCAUGGGUGAACCAGAACGAAAACUUGUACUUCAAUCUCUACUUCUGGUUCCGAGCCAUUUUUAUUCACCUCGUACCAUGCACUAUUCUCGUGGUUAUCAAUUCAGUGCUCAUAUGGACUCUCCGGACGGCUCAACAAAGGAGGAUGCAGCUUCUGAAACAAAACAAAAAGAGCGAGUCAAUGAAACUGAAAGACAGCAACUGCACAACACUAAUGCUUGUGACGGUUGUUGGCUUAUUUCUACUGGUUGAACUUCCUUUGGGAAUAAUCAUGAUACUGCAUCUGGUUCAAAACAAUUUCGACAUUGAUAUCAUGUCGAACGAAACUUUCAAAUUGCUGAAUUUGAUUUCGAACACCUUCAUUUUACUGUCAUACCCUUUGAACUUCUUCAUUUACUGCGGUAUGAGUCGACAGUUCCGGGAAACUUUGAUGAGCAUGUUCGAAACAAUAAAGACACCGAACAGCAGGAAAAGGUACGCUUCGAUCCCGACAGACAACGGACGCACAAUGGCCGAGUCCACUUGCAGAGAAACAGUGUUGUGAACAAGGACAGUUAUCUCUUUGCCAGACUCUUUGCAAUACUCUAACAUUGUCAAAGAAAACGUCAAGUACACAUUGUUUGUUAGAUUACGAAUGGUUGUGCAAAGCAGAGAAAUUCAUUUUACAUGUAUAUGCACAUAUUUUGUAAAAAGAAGAUGUAUGUUGCAAAUUUCAAAGUUCGCUAUGUCUAACAAGGUAUUCGUUGUCAUUAAUGCACAUAAAAUACAAAUAAGUGUCAAACUGAGAUUGUGAUAUAAAUUAUAUGUAUCUGUUAUGAAUUGUUGUAAGAUAUUGUAUAAAUAUCUGGCAUAUAGAUUCGUCAUGAUUUUUUUUUUCAUUUUCUUUUUUGUUCGCGAUAAUUUGAAUAUCACAAAAUCAGUAAAUUAAGAAAUAAUGUCAACGAUGAUAUCAAAUGUUUUAUCAAUCUUCUAAAAUUGCAAAAAUGGCAUACGCAAAUUUUUUUAAAGUUAAAGAUUUAUUCUUACUUUUUGGGUUACAUCUACAACAAGCGAAAAAAUCCUUAUAUACGGUAAUAACUGUGAACGUACGCGCACAAAAAUCCACGAAAUUCGUCGGCAACCCUUGUCGUGGAUACUUUUUUUCGCUUACCUAUAUUGUUGGAUGAAUUAUUCAUACCAAAUGGAUAAAAUGAAUUCGCGAAUGUUAAAAAACAUGCGUAGUACUCUGUUUACAGUAUAUGCAUGUAAUUAUACAUUAUAUAUGUACCUAUGAUAUUAUGUGUGUAUAUCUAACAAUUUUAUGAAUGUAGUAAAAUAAUCGAAAUUGA